Messenger RNA from Thyridium curvatum, 1122 nucleotides. RefSeq lists its product as uncharacterized. The transcript has a single exon. The coding region runs from base 1 to 1122 and encodes 373 amino acids. Lineage: Eukaryota; Fungi; Ascomycota; Sordariomycetes; Thyridiales; Thyridiaceae. The record is from RefSeq and is a predicted model, not a curated record.
AUGCCGCCGCCCGCGCCACCGCGCGAUGAGAGGGCCGAAGAUGCGCAGGACGUCGACGAGACAAGCCAGGAGAAUGGCACCCUGCCCCCAGCCGCCACUGUGGCGGGCGCAAGCCAGUCGCCUGCUCAAUCCCUAGAUCCCCAAGGGCCGACACCAGGAUCGGCACAGCCGCCACCUUCAGCUUCUCUUCCGGCCCAAGACAUACCCACCGCGGGUGCGCCAGAUCAGGCUCCUCUCUAUGGCCAAGCGUACUUUGUUCCACCACCUCAGAGUUCCCAGUAUACGCCGUCGCAGUCCCCGGCACACGCACAGCAGGCCGGCUUACCGGCACCUCCACCGCCACUACCACCAGCACCAUCGCCGCACUUCCAGUAUGGCCCUCCGCCCUCCACCGGGCCGGCCACUGCUGUCCCUAGCUUCGCGCCCAUGUCCGUACCGCCGCCGCCUCCCGCGGACAUGGCCCCUCUUCCUCCCGCCGCGGCGCCUGCUUCUCCCUUGCCCGCGAGCUUCCCGCCGCGGCGCCGCGGCCCGCGCCUGGACCUGUUCCCGGACCUGCCGCGCCUGCGCGCCCUGGGCACGGAGCUGGGCCGGUCGCGGCCCGACAACGGCCGCAUGUCGGGCGAGAUGCGCGCCGCGAUCCUGGCCGCCGUCGCCGCGGGCCUGCCCAAGUCGGUCGUGGCCGAGUGCUUCAACGUCGGGCGGCGCACGGUCAACAUCACGCUGAACCGCUUCGCGCACCAGGGCUCCAACCGCGAUAAGCCGCGGUCCGGCCGCCCGCGCAAGCUGAGCGACGCCACGGAGCGGGCCAUCGCCGGCGCCGGCAUGGAGAUGAGCGCCACGGCGCUGGCGAGGGACUAUGGCGUGUCGGUGCGCACGAUCAAGCGGAUCCGGAGGGACUACGAGGUCGAGGCUGGCGGGAGGCCGCCGCGGAGGCCGGACGGGGCCGAGGGCCCGCCGGGAGGGCCUGGGGGAACUGGCUCUGGGGAUGUGUCUGGGGGAGGAGCUGCUGGAGCGGCCAGUGCAGCGGCCGGGGACAGUGGGUCUGAGUCGUCUGCGUCGCCUAUGGUUGAGGAUGAGGUUGAUGAGGUUAUACCCGACGUGCAGAGCUUGGCUCAGCACUAA